This is a messenger RNA of Aspergillus tanneri, 852 nucleotides long. Its product is annotated as SDR family oxidoreductase. The record is from RefSeq and is a predicted model, not a curated record. Gene Ontology annotation, biological process: phosphatidic acid biosynthetic process; triglyceride catabolic process. Lineage: Eukaryota; Fungi; Ascomycota; Eurotiomycetes; Eurotiales; Aspergillaceae. Gene Ontology annotation, molecular function: acylglycerone-phosphate reductase (NADP+) activity; triacylglycerol lipase activity. Gene Ontology annotation, cellular component: lipid droplet; endoplasmic reticulum. The transcript has 3 exons. The coding region runs from base 1 to 852 and encodes 283 amino acids.
AUGGCCUCUAAAAAAUCAGUCCUCAUUACUGGCUGCAGUGACAACGGCAUCGGCUCUGGCCUUGCCCUCGUCUUUAAGCAACGGAACUAUCAUGUCUUCGCGACUGCUCGCAGCCCAGCAAAAAUGACCUUGUUGCAAGACACCCCCGAUGUUACCCUGCUAACUCUUGAUGUAUGCAAUCAGGACCACAUUGCCGCUGCAGCUGAAGCCGUAUCCAAACAUACUGGCGGCACACUGGACUGCCUGAUCAACAAUGCGGGCCAUAACCAUUACAUGCCGAUUCUCGAUGAGAACUUAGAUGAAGCGAGGCAGCUGUACGAGACGAAUGUAUUCGGUCCGGUGGCAUUAACGCAGGCAUUUGCUCCAUCUCUAAUAAAGGCUCGCGGGACUGUUGUCUUUAUCACUUCUAUCGCGGGGCAUCUUAAUUCUCCUUACAUGGGUGUCUAUGCUGCAUCCAAGCGCUCGUUGGAACUCAUCGCCGAGACGCUUCGUCUGGAACUGGCCCCUUUUCACGUCCAAGUGCUUUCCAUCGUCACUGGCGCAGUGAAAACAAUGGCCCAGAGUCACUUCGGUGACUUUCAGCUGCCUGAUACGUCGCUGUACAAGCCGAUUGAAGACAAGAUUGCUGCCCACGCCCGUGGGGAGGAUGGCAGAGAAAGGACCGAGUUGAUGACACACUGCAGAAAGGUCGUCGAGGAAAUAAUCCGUGGCGCCUCGGGGAAGAUUUGGUGUGGGUCUUAUGCUGGGUUGGUCAAGUUCGCGACUAGCUUUGUGCCGGGGUCCUAUCUUGAUAAAAACGUUUGUCGAGGCAAGGGGCUGGAUGUGUUGGCAGCAAAGAAUAAGGUCGAGUGA